AUGUUUGACAGCUCGCAGUAUCCCUACAAUUGUUUCAAUUACGACGCCGACGACUACCCAGCGGGCAGCUCGGACGAGGAGAAGCGGCUCACGCGGCCGGCGUACAGCUACAUCGCGCUGAUCGCCAUGGCCAUUCAGCAGAGCCCGACGGGCAGGGUAACCCUGUCUGGAAUCUACGACUUCAUCAUGCGCAGGUUCCCGUACUACCGCGCCAACCAGCGCGCCUGGCAGAACUCCAUCCGCCACAACCUGUCCCUCAACAGCUGCUUUGUCAAGGUGCCACGGACCGACGGCCACGAGAAGGGCAAGGGCAACUACUGGACCUUCGCCGGCGGCUGCGAGUCACUGUUGGACCUUUUCGAGAACGGCAACUUCCGCCGGCGGCGGCGCCGGCGCGGCCCCAAGGGCGCGGAGGCGAGGGGCGCGUGCGGGACAGAUGCGGGGGCGCCCCCAGGCCCCCCUAACCUGGCCAGCGCACCGGCGACCCCAAUCCCCCCCCGCGAACCCCCGACCCCGGCCAGCCCUGCCGUCCUGGGGAGGGAGGCGCACAGGGACAUCAAGUUCAGCAUUGACUACAUCCUCUCCACCCCUGACCCCUUUCCUGGAUGCAGGUCACCCCACGUACAAGAGGGCAGACACCCCCCGCUGGAGGCCCGCCAGGUGAACCUCCACCUUUGGACCAUGUGA
Molecule: messenger RNA, 687 nt
Organism: Odocoileus virginianus texanus
Lineage: Eukaryota; Metazoa; Chordata; Mammalia; Artiodactyla; Cervidae
Gene: FOXL3
Product: forkhead box L3
Biological process (GO): regulation of transcription by RNA polymerase II; anatomical structure morphogenesis; cell differentiation
Molecular function (GO): DNA-binding transcription factor activity, RNA polymerase II-specific; RNA polymerase II cis-regulatory region sequence-specific DNA binding
Source: RefSeq, a predicted model, not a curated record